ACAUUAGGCUUUUUAUGCAUCUUCACGUUCUCAUUUUGGAGCAAGAGGAAACAUACUGUCGGUCUCUUUCAGUCCUUUAUACGAAAGCCAAUUGAUUGGCUCGCUCAACGACCAAUACAAAAGACUCUUUGUUCAUUAGGUCGAAAUUUCUUGGACCUCGGGCUGUGUUUCCGGUGGGACCUAAGCCUGCAUUAUCUCCGCAAAAAGACUUCCUCAGCCCCUUCUCUGGGUGCUCGCUGACCAGUUGGUCGAUGAGAUGGCCUGUGGCCUGCAAGUCAACCUGAUCCAUUUUACCGAGGGUGCCAGUGGAACCAUAUCAGGAGGGGAGAAUCUCAGAAUCUGGCAGAGUGUGGAAUACAGACAGGCUUCUUACAAUGUUGAAAAGAGGGAAGGACCCCGAAUUAUUUUUCUGUUUCCAUUCAGAAUUGAUACUUUUAUCACAACAGACUAUUACCAUACCUAUUUCAGGACAGACCCUGUCCAUACUCUAUUCAACUUUCUCCAACAUCCAGCCAUGUCUCUCGAUAUUUAUUUCACUGGCGAUAACAAUGUCAAAAAUGACCUCGGCCCUGAGGUGAAAAGCAUCACAAUUUAUUUCAUUGAAGAAAGCCCAGUAGAGAUCCCUACAGGUGAAAAGAGGAUCUUAAAAGGCAGAUCUGAGUGAUGCAUUGUCACAUACAAUGAUUAAACCAGAAAGCGGUUUGAUGCAAAAACUGGUUAUCAGUUCAAGGAACUAGUUGACGUUACUAUUACUCAGUAUGGUAACGAUAUCCGAGCAAAAUUCCCGUCGGGAGUUGCUGGUGAAUGGAAGCUUGUGGUGUAAAUAGGCAUGUAAGUGUAUAAUGAGCUACAUAUAAUAUGAGGUUGCUAAUUUUUUCAACAUCAGUCAAGGACAACUGUCAGGCAUAAAAAAGUCACUUCAAAAAGUUACCAAAUCUUGCGUGCUCAACCACGCUGAAAAUAACGGAGGAUUUGAACACAACUUGUGCCAGAAUGUCAAGAGUCAUGUCCGGGACUUUGCUUCAAUUUCCUCUUGAUGUUCGCUAAUUUACCCUAUGUUAUCUCAAUGUUGAAAACA
This is a messenger RNA of Coccidioides immitis RS, 1078 nucleotides long. RefSeq lists its product as uncharacterized. Lineage: Eukaryota; Fungi; Ascomycota; Eurotiomycetes; Onygenales; Onygenaceae. The transcript has 2 exons. The record is from RefSeq and is a predicted model, not a curated record. Bases 257 to 664 code for a protein of 135 amino acids.